GUCGUUUUUUUUUUUUAAAUUGCAAAUUCUAAAUUGAAAAUUCCCGUAUGAAGCGUCAAAGUCUCUGGACCCCUAGAAGAUGGCAAUAUUUAAUCAGGAUUCAAGCGCGAUGGCCCCUGCACUGUGCGCGCAGGCACUAUUAUAUGGAUGAAUAUAUGAAGGAGCAAUCGGAUCAUAAUUCUGGAACCAUCCAUGACAUCGUAAUAAAGCUACGUGAGCGCACGGGCGUCGACAUUGGGUAUCACAUUAGACCCAAGUCGCGAGAGAAUCUGCUCAAGUACCAGCCCAAGCAGGAGGAGCUGCCGACGCGCAGCAUGAAGGAUUCCUAUACCAUAGUAACUGUGCCGUUGUACGGCAAUGAGCUGAUCCGAGAACGUUACGUUAAUCACCUGGGCCGGGUGCGUUUGGGUCGCCUGAUGGAGGACAUGGACAUGUUUGCAGUCUGGAUAUGUCAUCAGCAUAUCCAGCUGCCAAAUCUGCCCAAGAAUGUGUUCUUGCCCUAUACCUUCGUCACAAUCCUCGUGGAUCGCGUCGACUUUAAGAACACGGAGUAUUUAGCCCUGAACAAGAACUUGGAGCUGAGCGGCUUUGUUUCCUGGACCGGCAGCAGUUCCAUGGAGAUAACAAUCUAUGUGCGGCAGCCGGUCGAUGGCGAGUAUGUGAAUGUGACCAAAGCGCUGUUCAUAAUGGUUGCUCGGAACGCCACCAACACGGGCCCAGCUCCAGCGAACACCCUGAAGCCAGCCGACGAAAUGGAGCAAAAAUAUUGGGAAGCGGCGAAUGAGCGACAAAUCGAACGCAAACGAGCUAGAGGUGAAAGUGUAUUCAUUUCACCCCCGCUGGAGCAUGAGCAGGCAAUCAUGUAUAAUGUUCUCCAGCGGACCACGCCCCCAUACACCUUUGAGCUGAACAAACGCAUAUUGCCGCACCGUUGCCGCUGGAUGAAGGACAGCAUGUGCUCGACCCUGUUGAAACCAUAUCCACAGAAUCGCAAUUCACAGAACACGGUCUUCGGCGGCUACCUGAUGCGUCAGGCCGUCGAGCUGACCGUCGUCAUGGCCAGCGUCUAUGUGGGGGAUACGCCAAGAUUGAAGUGCAUAUCGGACAUAAGUUUUCUGAAGCCUGUUAUGGUCACCGACUUCCUGCAGAUGAACGCCCAUGUGGUGUAUACGUCGCACAACUACCUGCAGCUGAUGACCAUUGCACAAAAUUUCAAUACGGACAGGCAAGAGCAUACGACGACCAACAUAUUCUACAUCACCUUCAAGGCGGACACCAUUGUGGAUGAGGUGCUGCCGGGAUCGUAUCGUGAGAUGCUCUGGUAUAUACACGGACGUCGGAAAUUCUUAAGUGCACUCAAUCUUCAGAUGCAGUACUUUCCAGAUAAAGAGGAUGAAGAUGACGACGAGGACCAGAAAGAUCACAAAGAAGAAGAAACUUGUCAGCAAGAGGCGCCUGCAAAAUAAUCAAGACCACACUUAGUUUGUUCUUUUCCUCAUACCUCGACACUGAGUUCCGGUUCUGUAAUGUUUUAUUUUCUUUUUACAAAAUUGUUUGUAAUCAGCGGGGCUUGUACAAAGUAUUUAAAAAGUC
Molecule: messenger RNA, 1593 nt
Organism: Drosophila navojoa
Lineage: Eukaryota; Metazoa; Arthropoda; Insecta; Diptera; Drosophilidae
Product: acyl-coenzyme A thioesterase 9, mitochondrial
Biological process (GO): acyl-CoA metabolic process
Cellular component (GO): mitochondrion
Molecular function (GO): fatty acyl-CoA hydrolase activity
Source: RefSeq, a predicted model, not a curated record